CCGCCUGCCUGGCCCGCGACCCGGCACGGCCACAUGGCUCCGCUCUGCGCGCUGCUGUCCUGCCUGCUGCCCUUGCACUGCGCGCUCUGCGCCGCCGUGGGCAGCCAGACCCCAGAGCUGCGCCUCUCUGGGAAGCUCAGUGACUAUGGUGUGACGGUGCCCUUCAGCACAGAUUUUCGGGGCCGCUUCCUCUCCCACGUGGUGUCUGGCCCAGCAGCGGCCUCCAAGGGGAGCGUGGUAAUGGACAGGCCACCGUUGCACUCCAGUCACCUCAGGGUGGCUCGCAGUCCCCUGCACCCAGAAGGAGAGACCCUGCAGCCUGGCCAGGUGGGGCGCCACUUUCUCUACUUCAACGUGACCAUUUUUGGGAAGGAGCUGCACUUGUGCCUGCGUCCCAACUGGAGGUUGGUGGUGCCGGGAGCCUCCGUGGAAUGGCAAGAGGAUUUUCGGGAGCUGUUCCGUCAACCCUUGCAGCAGGAGUGUGUGUACACUGGAGGUGUCACUGGAAUGCCCGGGGCAGCUGUUGCCAUCAGCAACUGUGAUGGAUUGGCGGGCCUCAUCCGCACAGACAGCUCCGACUACUUCAUCGAGCCUCUGCAGCGAGGGCAGCAGGAGACGGAGGCCAGCGGGAGGACCCAUGUGGUGUACCGCCGGGAAGCCGUCCAGCGGGAGUGGGCAGAACCUCACGGGGACCUUCACAAUGAAGCCUUCGGCCUGGGUGACCUCCCCAACCUGCUGGGCCUGGCAGGGGCCCGGCUUGGCGAAACGGAGCGGAAGCGGCGCCAUGCCAAGCCCGGCAGCUACAGCAUCGAGGUGCUGCUGGCGGUGGAUGACUCCGUGGUUCGCUUCCACGGCAAGGAACACGUGCAGAACUACGUGCUCACCCUCAUGAACAUCGUGGAUGAGAUUUACCACGAUGAGUCCCUGGGGGCCCACGUGAACAUCGCCCUCGUCCGCCUGGUUAUGGUCGGCUACCGCCAGUCCCUGAGCCUGAUCGAGCGGGGGAACCCCUCGCGCAGCCUGGAACAGGUGUGCCGCUGGGCGCACUCCCAGCAGCGCCAGGACCCCGGCCAUGCGGAGCACCACGACCACGUCAUCUUCCUCACCCGGCAGAACUUUGGGCCCUCAGGGUAUGCGCCUGUCACUGGCAUGUGUCACCCCCUGAGAAGCUGUGCCCUCAACCACGAGGAUGGCUUCUCCUCUGCCUUUGUGGUGGCGCACGAGACCGGCCACGUGCUCGGCAUGGAGCACGACGGGCAGGGGAACGGCUGUGCGGACGAGACCAGCCUGGGCAGUGUCAUGGCGCCCCUGGUGCAGGCUGCCUUCCACCGCUUCCACUGGUCCCGCUGCAGCAAGCUGGAGCUCAGCCGCUACCUCCCCUCCUACGACUGCCUCCUCGAUGACCCCUUUGAACCCACCUGGCCGCAGCCCCCGGAGCUGCCCGGGGUUGACUACUCAAUGGAUGAACAGUGCCGCUUUGACUUCGGCACCGGCUACCAGACCUGCUUGGCAUUCAGGACCUUUGAGCCCUGCAAACAGCUGUGGUGCAGCCACCCGGACAACCCAUACUUCUGCAAGACCAAGAAGGGGCCCCCGCUGGAUGGGACCGAGUGUGCACCAGGCAAGUGGUGCUUCAAAGGUUACUGCAUCUGGAAGUCGCCGGAGCAGAUUUAUGGCCAGGAUGGAGGCUGGAGCUCCUGGACCAAGUUUGGGUCAUGUUCUCGGUCCUGUGGGGGUGGAGUGAGAUCCCGCAGCCGGAGCUGUGACAACCCCCCCCCAGCCUAUGGAGGCCGCCUGUGCUCAGGGCCCUCCUUUGAGUACCAGGUCUGCAACAGCGAGGAGUGCCCCGGGCCCUACGAGGACUUUCGGGCCCAGCAGUGUGCCAAGCGGAACUCCUACUACACCCACCAGAACACCAAGCACAGCUGGCUCCCCUACGAGUCUGAGGAUGACACCCAGAAGUGUGAGCUCAUCUGCCAGUCGGCAGACACGGGAGACGUGGUGUUCAUGAACCAGGUGGUCCAUGACGGGACGCGCUGCAGCUACCGGGACCCUUACAGCCUCUGUGCCCGUGGCGAGUGUGUGCCCGUUGGCUGUGACAAGGAGGUGGGGUCCAUGAAGGCUGAUGACAAGUGCGGGGUCUGUGGCGGUGACAACUCCCACUGCAGGACUGUGAAGGGGACCCUGGGCAAGGCCUCCAAGCAGGCAGGAGCAGCUGUCAAACUGGUGCAGAUCCCGGCAGGUGCCAGGCACAUCCAGAUCGAGGCGCUGGAGAAGGCCCCCCACCGCAUUGUGGUGAAGAACCAGGUCACGGGCAGCUUCAUCCUCAACCCCAAGGGCAAGGAGGCCACAGGCCGGACCUUCACCGCGCUGGGCCUGGAGUGGGAGCACACGGUGGAGGACGCCAAAGACAGCCUCAAGACCAGUGGGCCUCUGCCUGAAGCCAUCGCUGUCCUGGUACUGCCCCCCACUGAGGGUGGCCCCCACGGCAGCCUAGCCUACAAGUAUGUCAUCCACGAGGACCUGCUGCCACUCAUCGGGAGCAACAAUGUGCUUCUAGAGGAGACGGACACCUAUGAGUGGGCGCUCAAGAGCUGGGCACCCUGCACCAAGGCCUGCGGAGGAGGCAUCCAGUUCACCAAAUAUGGAUGCCGGCGAAGACGCGAUCACCACAUGGUGCAGAGACACCUGUGUGACCACAGGAAGCGACCCAAGCCCAUCCGCAGGCGCUGCAACCAGCACCCGUGCUCUCAGCCUGUGUGGGUGACCGACGAGUGGAGUGCCUGCAGCCGGAGCUGUGGGAAGCUGGGGGUGCAGACCCGGGAGGUGCACUGCUUGCUGCCCCUCUCCAAUGGCACUCGCAAAGCCCUGCCAGCCAAGGUGUGCCCUGGUGACCGUCCUGAGGCCCGGAGGCCCUGCCUUCGCGUGCCCUGCCCAGCCCAGUGGCGGACAGGAGCCUGGUCCCAGUGCUCGGCCACCUGCGGAGAGGGCAUCCAGCAGCGGCAGGUGGUGUGCAGGACCAACACCAACAGCCUUGGCCAGUGUGAGGGGGACAAGCCAGACACUGUCCAGGUCUGCAGCCUGCCAGCCUGUGGAGGAAACCUCCAGAACUCCACAGUGAAGGCCAAGGAGCCUGUGACUCCAGAGGGGCAGUGGGCACCACAGUCAGGGCCGUCACCUCCCACGAACAGGAUAGCAUCAGUGGAGCCCUGUGCGGGGGACAGGUCCAUCUUCUGCCACCUGGAAGUGCUCGGUCGCUACUGCACCAUCCCUGGCUACCACCGCCUGUGCUGCGAAUCCUGCACCAAGAAGGCCUCGGGCCCCGCCACUAGCCCGGACCCCAGCCCAGCCUCACCUCCUCCGUUCUCCACUCCUGGGACCUCCUUACCAGAACCCAAGGCCACUCCGGAGGCUGUGGAGCCCACCAGGGGGCCGGGAGAGUUGGACGACCAUCAGCAAGGCCGACCCACCCAGCUCCCGGGACCACGGGACAGGGGCUCCUCAGCCUCCCAGACUCUGAGCCCUAGAGCAUUUGGGGGCACCUCCCCUACCACUCCUCAGGGACCACCUUGGGGCUGGACCCAGCCACCUGUGCCAGCCUCUGAGGGCCCAGGACAGUCCAGGGAGGAACCAAGGCAUCCAGGCACUGGCCUUCCUGCCACCUCCCCGGUGACAUGAGCCAUGCCACACCCCUCCGGCCAGUCAUGUUUACACUCUGUGUGCUGCCCCAGUGUCCCCAGCUCAGAGGACACACCCUGAGGGACAGGGGCAAGCGCAGGCUUCCUUUUUUAAGUUAUUUGCCUUUUGGUUCUUGUUUGGGGCCGUGAGGCUCUUUCCCCCACGUUGGGGGGUGGGAUACCUCAGCCAGCCGGGCCCAGACGGGACCUCUCAGGGCCUCCUGCGGUUGCUCCCGCCAGGACUGAGGGUUGGUAACGGUCCCUCCCCACAGCCCUGGGCCCAGGCAGGACCGAAGCCCAUGCUGGGAGCUGUAGGGCUUCUGCUUUCCUAGGGCUGCUGGGGCCCCCGUGCAGGCCCCAGAAAGGCAGAGUGGGGCCGAGGGAAGUUGGGGGGCUCCUCCGAGGGCAGGCUGAGGAAGGGGCCAGGGUGAGCCUGGUGGGGAGGCUCCCUGCUGCAGGGUGGCAGGCGACAAGUGCGUUGGUCUCAGGUCCAGCUCCCCUUGCAGCUCCCCUGGCUGAGGCCAGGCAGAGGCCACUCACCUCUGCCAGCUGGAGAGCAGCACUUGUGGCCACACUGUGUCUCUGCGGAUGUCACUUCUAUUUAUGGUGACUCCAGGUUACAAAUUGGCCUUGCAAUUGCAUACCCAGAUGUCCAGAGAAGAGGGCCCAGGGCACCCUGACCCCACGUCCUCAUCAGGAGUCUCCAAACUGGUGCUUGAUCCCUGGCGAGACCAGGAACGGCGACUUCAGUCCUCACUCCAGGGUCUGGAGGGCCUGGCUUGGGACACGGAGGAGACGGGAUUUCCUAGGCCGUGUCCCUCCGUCAGAGCCCACUCCUCUGGAGUCAGGGGUCUCUCCCACCUGACUGGAGCUCAGCCAGAGGCCUGGUGCUCCAAGGGGCUCCCAGGCGGAGAGAGUCCACCCAGCCAGGCUCUGGGGAUGACAAGACCAGGAUGCCAGCUCUGUCCCAUGCUGGGGUGGGGGGACACAUCGACCCCUGGUGCUAUAGGGCCUCAGUCAGGUCAGCAGCCUCCUGGCCACCUCCAAGGGGCAGGUACCAGUCCUCGGCCCCUUGGCUCUCAGGUUUUCAGGCUGUUCCUGGGGGUCCUCACUCCAAGGUGCUGGAGGGUCUCUCUCAGACCCUUCAAGGGGAAGAGGUGCUUGUGGGUUCAUGCCUUCCCCGGCUGGUGGGAGGGGAGCACUGGGCCCUGACCUGGGACCUCCUGGAGAACAGAAGCUCUGGGGGGUCCCCUCCAUAGACUGCUGGGCACACGCCGAACAUUCCUGUGAGAGCCAGCUGGGCCUGGGUUGGGAAGUGUGAGCCCCUGGCCUGGGAGGUCAGGUCUUCACAGUGUCGUGUAUUUAUUAACAUUGCUCUUGGUGAUUUGUUUUAACCUCCCCAAAAGUGCUGGUGUGUGUGUGUGUGUGUGUGUGUGCUUUUUUCCUCUGUUUUGGAGGAAGGAGACAGUGAAGCCAGCUCUCAGGCUGGGCUGUGGCAAGAUCUGGGGGUGGAGACAGGGAGGGGACCUGAUGGAGCUGCGCAGCCCUGGGCAAAGCACCACUCAGAGGGUGGUGAUGCCUGGGAGGUGGUUUGGGGCUCCACAGUGAGAUAAGUAUUUAAAUGGCCAGAGCUUUCCAAACCUGCAUGAGGCGGCUUCCUUGAAAGGUGAUGCACACUCUUUCCUUGGGAGGGGUCCCGGCAGGAGUGGAUUCUAGGUGAGCCCGCUAUGCAAUUUAAAAGUGCCCUUCCCACCUCACCCCGCCCUGCCCGUGUCAGACAUCACUAAUCAGUCACCACACUGUUUCUCUGCACAUACACAGUUCCCUUCUUAACACUUCACUCUAACUCUUGAUCCAAAGAGUAGAGAGACCCUUGUUCCCAGAGCACAUGCCCCUUCUCUUCCCACCUCCAAGUACUGAACGUGUUUGUGGACAACCCAGACCUCAUGGCCAAGUGCCAUUUACAUCCUUCAGCAGACAACCCCUCCUUGAGAGCUACCUGUUUGCAAAUGGUGGCCACAUGGGCCUCAGAGAACGCAUGUGGUGACCCAGUCACACCCCAAGGGGACUGACGUUGGAAGGUGCUGGCAUAGGACCCUGAGGCUGCCUCAGGAUGGCUGAGGCAGGAAAUUCUGUGGGCCUGCUAAGAUGGAGAACAUGGGCCCUGGAUGGGAGUGUCCCUUGGCCCAGUACAAUUUCUGCCAUAAGAGGUCGUAUGGGCGGAUGGGGGCCUUCUAAGUGCCCCCGUAGCCCAGCUCUAACAGCAGUGCUGGUCCAUUGCCUGGGCAGGGACAACACAUGAAAACCCUAUGCUGAUGUGUCUCCCAUCUUGUGCCCAAGGCAGACAUUGCCAGUCCAUCACUGCGCUCUUCCCUCCCGAGCCAGAUUCCCCUAAGAAUCCUUUUUUCCCAUAGUCCUCUGGGCAGUGACCACUGAUCAUUGCUAUUGUAGGGACAAGGAGCAAGGGUGGUGGGUCAGAAAUUUAUAUUUUAAAGCACUGGAAACCCUCACUAAUUAGCAUCUCUGGCGGAAGCUUAACAUCUAGAAGCAGAGCUGCAACAUGGGCAUGGAGGAAGAAGAUUCUAGAAGCCAUCCUGAGGAACUGCCCUGGAGCUCCAGGCCCACGGAGCCCAGUAUGGGGAGGAGACAUUGCCUGGGAACUUCAGGACUCUAGCAUUUGGAGGGCCCGGGGCCCCUCUGUUCAUCCGAAAGAGAAGAAUGAAAGCAUUUAUUUGCCUUGCCUCUCUGUGGAAGAACCAAGAUAGAGAGACAGCAAAUGCAGGCUAUUAUGGUGUCGUGGGUGCCUCCUGGGGUGGGAUGGAUCAUUGGGUUUUCCUAAAUAGGGAUUACGGAUCCAAUCACCUUGGGGAUAGGGGAACUUGCCCCAGAGCCCCUGACCUCAGCCUGUGGGGUCCUCUCCCUUCUCCAAUCUCUCUUUGGCCCCCCUCCUGUAGCUCCAAGGUGUUGGGCAGGCAGCCUGGGCCUUGGGACCCUGAUGGCAGGUUACCUACACCCUGCCUGAGGGCAGGGGAUGUGGCUCAUCAGCUGAGCGUGGACCUAGCAUGCACAAGGACCUGUGUGUCCACCCCCAGCACUGAGAAAAACAAAACAAAACAAACAAAAAACCCUCACUCUACCUUAAUAAUGAAUAAAACCUGAUAACCUACAAAGUUCUCUUUGAGACCCUCAGAACUGAGGUUAUAAAGCAAGCAAGUAAACUUAAUUCCAAAGGGUGACAAGGACACGGGCAGCGUUGCCCUGCCUUAAGAGGUCUGCACGCUAUUAUGGUGUUUCUUACCUGCCUUAAGAGCAGGUAAGAAGAUCCACCUGAAAUGUUGAUAGAGGUUUAAUAGUAAAUGUGUCCUUUAGAGACAUUGGCAGCCCCUGCCACGAGAGGAGUCUGUGCCCAACCGUGGCUCUCCUCUGCAGGCCUAAGAAAAAUAUAAGUCAGGACAGGAGGCCCGGGACAGUCCUGGCCUUCUUGAGACCCUGACCAAGUUUCAGAGGGAAAGUUUAAAAAGCAAUAUCCAUUUCCAGGAGCACCACGAACAGCAGACACGGGUAUACCCAAAUCUCUGCAGCAUCACAGAGAACGCUGCACUGAAGAGGGUGAUUGUCGACAUUACAGUAGACCGUGUUCACAAGUCAGCAGCCCUGCUGUUGUUAGGAUGCAACGCUUCCCCAGGUGAUCGAGGUGCAGAAUGGGCCUCCCUUACCCGGGCCUCCACUAAGGCUGUCUUCUUCGUCCAGCAGGCUUCUUUGGGACUUUGGCCUGUGACUUCAUUUGGGUCUCCCUAACAAGCCCUGUGGGCUCUUGGUGGGAGAGGAUAGGAAGGGCUGGAGCGCAGCGAGGACUCGCCUUCCCAUUCCUCCAGUGGGAGAAGACGGGCAGCUGAGCCUUGUCCUGUUCCUGGGGAGCAGCCUGGUCUCCAAGGGGCAGUUUGGCCUCUGGACUCUUUCUUUUUGUAAACCACUGGGUUUGGUGGCAGGGGAAGCAGGGACAGCACAGAGUCUGCAUCACCUGACCUGGAACUCUGUGGGAUCUUCUUAGAAGCCCCUAUUCCCUACCUGGCUUCAGGUGCCUGAGGCUUGGGCAAAGGUGGGGACACCCAGGGUGGAGGGAUGAGGAAGAGAAAGGACAGGUAAGAACGUAGCUGGUCAGUGCCUGGGGACCCAGCUGUCACUAACUUGAUAUCUCCUGGGCCUGUACCCCACUUUCUUCUCUCUUUUAAAAAAUUAUGAAAAAAUUACAUAUUUGUGGCUGAACGUGGUGGUGUACACCCAUAAUCCCAGCAGCUCUGGAGGAUGAGGCAGGAGGAUUGUAAGUUCAAAACCAGCCUCAGCAACUGAGCAAGGCCCUAAGCAACUUAGAGAACCCCUGUCUCAAAACAAAACAAAAAAAAUUUUAAAGGACUGGAGAUGUGGUUCAGUGGUUAAGCACCCCUGGGUUCAAUCUCUGGUACCAAAACAACAACAAAAGCCCAGGAAAAAAAAUUAUGUGUUUAUUAUUGACAAAAUUUAAAACUUGAUGAUAAAAAAAUCAAUUUUUUUUUAAUCUAGCAAAAACCACAUUAACAAUUUGAUCACCCUUCUAGAUACGUGUGCUUAGGUGUAUGUUCAUACACACACACACACACACACACACACCAACCAGCUAUUAAGGCCAUCAGCAACUUGUCUCCUCCCCCCACCACUGCACAAUAAUAUAAGGACACAUUUCCACCCUGAAACAAGUCGAGCUGCAUCUGCAAUUCUAAUGACCACACAGUACCUUACCCUAUGGCUAAGUGAUCAUUUAUUUAACCCAAUCCCCUAGCACUGUCAAUUUAGGUUAUGUCACAAUUUUGGUAUCAUAAACAGUGGGGUAGGGAAAACUUUUAUCACACCUAAGGAGAGUUCACCGGGUGCAGAAUGCACCAAAACUGCAUCUCAAAAUUACUCCAUAUGUGUUUCCAAACUGCCUCCUACAAAUUGUUGUUCAGAUUGUAGUCUCUCCAAUGGUGCAAUAACCCCAAACAUGGAAAAGUUUUAUUUUUAUCUUCUCUCAAAACACCUACAGAAGAAGACCUGGGCAUCCGAACAGAUGCUAUUUCCAGAACCUUGUGAAUUUGCCAUCUGCAUGGCAAGAAUUGGCAUUCAUGACCAUGUCCCCAGGAGCUGGGACAUUCCAGGGCUUUCUGAAUCCUCAGCAUCAGCUGAGCUCCCCCAUGUGUUGGGCAGGAUGCAGGAGGUGGAGCACGGUCUGGGAAGGAGGCCGUGGCUGCCUCCAAACCUGCAAGACGGGGGACAACCACCUCUGGCCUGAUCUCCAGCCGUGAAGGCUCCAUGGAGGUGGCUGUGACAGCCUUUGUAAAUGUUCCCUUUCCCCCGUAUAACAAGUUGUCAGGAAGGUGGCGUGGUACUAGUAAUGUGGCUUUUGUUCUAGAUUAAUUCCAGCACUGGGGAACACAUGCUGAUGUUAUAUUCAGCAGAGACUUGUGCCAGGCACUAUGUUAUGCCCUUGACCUAAUGUUUCACUAGAUUCUUACCAUAACCCUCGAAGUUGGUAUUCUUAUUGUCCCCAUUUCCCAGAUGAAGAAACUGAGGCUCAGAGAGAUUGGGCCACUUAUCUAAAGUCACACAGCCAGAAGAGUGUAGAGCUAAUCUCCAUAUUGUCAGCUAGGGAGAGACCACACAGCUGACAAAAUACACACCUGGAACUCUGUACGGAGGACAGCCCCUGCUACCUAGGAAGUGACAGUGUUUGCAAAAAGAACAAGACCUGAGGCUCCCAGGACAGAAGACAGUGCCAAAUCUAAUGUUCUGGCUGGAAACCGCUCCAAGAAAAGAGGGAGUGGCCGAGCCUGGCUCUGGAGCCAUGGAGUCUGCCCUCCUUCCCCUCGGCCAAGGAACCACAGCACUGGCCACUAGACAAAAGCUGAGCCGUCACCAGACACUUUUUGCAAUGGCUGAAUUGUUCCCCUGCUCAUUUCCUGUGACUUACAACGCAAUAAAACACAGUUCACAGAUCACCCUGCUGUGAGUGCGGGCAAAACCCUUCCCCUGGCCGGGGCCCAGCUGCUUCUAUAAAACAGUGAUUGACUGGAGGCUCCCUGGGCCACGGGGCCAGCCGGGACAAGGUGGGAAGCACUUGAGCUGCCUCGGUGGGGCCUGGAGGCCAGGGUGCAUGAGGGCAGUGCGUCAGGGAACGGGUGCAGGGGGCUGGACACACCAGGGCCUGCUGGGAAGGGCAGGUCUGCCAGCAAGGCUCUCCUACACCAGUGACCUUGUAAAUGAGGAUGGGGACUGUGGUGUCCACCUCGGCUGAGGCCUUGAGGAGCAAGGACCAGGUGUUUCUGGGGCUUCGUUGGAAGACCCAGCUAAUGAUUUUCUUCUUUUUUUUUAUUUUAUUAACUUUUUAAUUUGUUUUGAUUAGUUAUCCAUGACAGUAGAAUGCAUUUGUGCACUUUGAUGAAUCAUACAUAGAUGGGAUAUGAUAUGUACCCUCAUUUUCUGAGGGUACAUGUUGCAGAAUCAUAUUGGUCAUGUAGUCACAUGUGUACAUACAGUAAUAAUGUCUGUGUCAUUCUACUGUCUUUCCUAUCCCCACACCCCCUCCCCUUCCCUCCCAUCACGUCCCUCUACCUAAUCUAAGUGCUUCCACCUUAUUGUGAAUCAGCAUCUGCAUAUUAAAGAGAACAUUCAGCCUU
Marmota monax (woodchuck) is the source of this 10366-nucleotide messenger RNA. It is a transcript of the gene Adamts14, whose product is annotated as ADAM metallopeptidase with thrombospondin type 1 motif 14. Gene Ontology annotation, molecular function: metalloendopeptidase activity. Gene Ontology annotation, cellular component: extracellular matrix. The coding region runs from base 34 to 3678 and encodes 1214 amino acids. Lineage: Eukaryota; Metazoa; Chordata; Mammalia; Rodentia; Sciuridae. Gene Ontology annotation, biological process: extracellular matrix organization; proteolysis. The transcript has 22 exons. The record is from RefSeq and is a predicted model, not a curated record.